This is a messenger RNA of Histoplasma mississippiense, 1599 nucleotides long. RefSeq lists its product with no specific name. NCBI's taxonomy places the organism in Eukaryota, Fungi, Ascomycota, Eurotiomycetes, Onygenales, Ajellomycetaceae. The record is from RefSeq and is a predicted model, not a curated record. The coding region runs from base 1 to 1599 and encodes 532 amino acids. The transcript has a single exon.
AUGCCUCGACCGCCAGCUAGACGGGAUCGUCGUCGAAACGGUACUGACCCUGCAGAAGCCGUUGCGGCACGCGACUUCAAACAAUCCGACGAGGGUAAUUUUGCGGUAGUUAUACCAAAGUUGAAUCACACACAAGCUCCUAAGGGACAAGAAGGUAAUCCUAAAAAAAUAUCUCGGGAAGGCUCUAGGGAGAAUUCACGUGGAACAGCUUACAUCCAGAGAGCUGAACCGGUGGUCGAUGAAGAAGGUGAUCUGGGAGCAGCAAGCUACCAAGUGCAAACGCCCGUCUCUAAACUUCAAAAUGGCACCACCGACUUGCCGCCUCUGUUUGACUGUAUCUCUUCCGCCGCAGGAAAACCCUUCCUUCCCGGUAGAGGGGACACAAGUUCUAGAGUACAAAAAUUCGGAACUCCGGCUUUUGAAAGCUCGAUGCUUAGCAAUUUUAGACGACGGCCCAGGCAGCCCAGCAUCCUUCAAAUGAUGCACACUGAUCGGUCGUCCGAGCUUGAUGAUGAUGAUGAUGAUGAUGAUGAUGAUGAUGAUGAUUUGCUUGCCAGUUUCAACCCUGAUGAUGAAUCAACUCCGCUAAAAUUUCCCAACCGCAAAAGUAUACCCCAUGACGCUGUAUCUUCACCGCCUUCUACACCGCGGAAUUUAUCUCCUACGAGCUUGAGAAACAUAAAGUUACACCCCAAGGUCCAGGUGCAGGUUUCUCGAUCUCCCGAUCCAUCCGAGCGUGCAAUUGCUCCCGAUGAAAAUACCGACAACAGUGCGUCUGAAGAUGACCUACUGCCUACCCCAAGAAGGGUGCAGUCGCCAGAGCUUCCCGAACUUUUAAGUCAGACAAUGAUGCCACCAGAGAGCAGUCCGGUCUCUAGUGUCGAGAAAAAUCGAUCUGAUACCGCAUAUUCUGAACACCCAGCAAAUGGAAGCUCCUCCCCUGGCACCCAAAAAGCGACAGAAAGGCAACUUCCCAUGAUUUGCAAACCCCGGAUUUCUACUGCCUCUCUGAGAGAAAAUUUGCUGCCUCAACGGCGAUUUCUGCAAAAACAGCGUGCAUCAAACCGCACACUCACCUCAGAUGACAUCGAAAAUGAAAACUGUUUCAAUGACUAUUCCGGCGCAUUUGAGGCGGAUCGGGAUGAACUGAGCUACCCGGUGUCAAGGGUUAAAAGGCGAAAGGAUAAAACAGGAAUGCCAGAAGCUAGGAAAGGUACAGGAAACAAGAAACAAGCCAGCACAGACAGGAGUAUCCAGGGCCGACGACAGACACCAGCGAUAAAAUCAGCUAAUAUUCGACCUUCCAAGAAUACACAUUUAGCCCACUCCAAAAAGGGCGACGAGAUCACUUGUUUCUCGCUCGGCAGCCGUGAAGCACUUGCGGAUAAGGAGAACCAAUCGAGCCACACGGUAUCCUCUCCACCACUGGACUCCGAGGAGCGGUUUUCCGCUACUGAUAUUUCGCCGCCAGCAUCAGAACGCGUCUUUUUAAGUGAAGAACUCAUGCAACAAGCACGAAAGUUCGCUGAAAUUAGCCUGUGGCCCUUAGACUUUGAAGAUGCGACAGUGGUAUCAGGUCAGAGCAGCCCAUUCCAGUAA